Molecule: messenger RNA, 1049 nt
Organism: Xyrichtys novacula (pearly razorfish)
Lineage: Eukaryota; Metazoa; Chordata; Actinopteri; Labriformes; Labridae
Source: the annotation of a GenBank genome assembly
ACAAAUGCUUCUGUGCUGCGCUACAAGUGUAGCUGUUUGAACAGAGGACUGCCGUUCCUGCAUCACAACCUCUCUGUGCGACCAUACAAGAAGGUAAAGACACAUUAACUUAAUUCUGUAAUCCCUUGUCUUUCUGUUAUAUAUUCAAUACUGGUUUAAAUCAAUGUACUAAACCUUCUUGAAAUAAUAGAUAAAAUGUUCAGAUAGUUGCAAAUGCUUCAUAAUAAAUCUUUGCUAAAUUUUGUUGCACCUGGAGUCAAUGUAGUGUUGAAAAAGUAUGCAUCAAUACAGCGAGUCAUAUGCAUCACACACAAACACACAGCUAAUCCCAGUGUUGACCAGACUAUGGAAAGUUCCUGAUGUGUGUUGUUUAGGUGGUGGUGGUGAUCAUGUGCCUCUGGGUGUUCAGUGAGCUCAAUCAAAAGCCUCAAAAGCCAGUUUGAAUGACAGCUAACAGACUCCACAGCCAACUUUGUCUUUAUUUUUCAAAUAUAUGAACUUGCACUUUGAUCUUUUUCAGAUCUGCAGAAAUGUUGGGCCAGCAGAAGCUCCUCUCACUCUGGCUCUGUCUGUUGAUCAUGGCAGCUUUUUGCCCAGGUGCUCAGUAUGUGUACGGUAGACGACGUGGAGGCUUUUUUAAGAGUCGAGGAAAAGAAAGCACCAACAAAGAACCCUCUUCCCAGGGCCACGGCCUCCCGAAGCAAGGUCUGAAGUUGGCUGGGGCAGCAGCAGUAGCAGCUGGGGCGUUGGGGGGCACAGGCACUGGGCUGGGGCUCCUCGGUCAUUCCAAGCACGGAUCUGUGGGUCAUCAUGGGUCAUCCUCUUCCAAGUACAAUCAUCAGCUUUACUAUGAGGACCCCCAAGGAUUUUACAAUGAAACUUUGUGGACAAUCAGUGCGAGCACUGGGGGCCCUGCUCCCGACAUCUUCCUCACUCUGGGACAUGUCAUGUUUUUGCUUGUAGCAGCCUGGAUCAGAGGCAUGUAAUACAACAGAUCCAUGGCAUUUAUUAACCAAACAACUGAAAUAAAAGCUUUCUUGAACAAAUUA